AUGGUUAAGACAGAGUGUAGUCAAAUGAAUGAUGCAGGUGAUAGUGAUUGGGAUCCUCAAACUAACCAUCAUUAUUUAAAUUCAACAAAAUCAUAUGCAAAUGUUAAUCUAAUUAUUAAUAAUAAUCGUCUCAACUGUAACCCAUAUUCAACAAAUGAAUCAAAGUAUCAACCACUACCACAACCAUCGCUACCAUCACAUUCAAUGACGAAUAUUUCUCCAAAUAAAAUACGAACAAAUGGUAACGUUUCAUCAUCUUCGUCAAGAAAGUCAAUCUCAUCGAAUACCAACACGACAACAUCCUCUUCUGCAUCGUCAUUAUCAUCCAUAUCAUCUACGGCUGGUGGUGUAUUACCAAAAAAAGAGAUAUAUCCGUGGAUGAGUGAUAAAAAACAUAAUACAAGCAAGAAAAACAGCAAUCGAAAUAACAACAAUAACAACAGGAACAGCACCAGCAAUAAUUCAUCAAUGUCUCCAUCUGAUAAAGAAUUAUCAUCUAGUGCCGCAAAGCGUGCUCGAACAGCGUAUACAAGUGCUCAAUUGGUCGAAUUAGAAAAAGAAUUUUUAUAUGCUCGAUAUUUAAAUCGUCCACGACGUAUUGAAUUAGCCCAAUUGUUAAAUUUAACGGAAAGACAAAUAAAAAUAUGGUUUCAAAAUCGCCGUAUGAAAUUUAAAAAAGAUGGAAAAGGACGAAUGUCGUGUAGUGAUUCUCCAUUAGCAACAACGAGUGAUAAAGAUAUGUGCGAUAAAGAUAUGGUAUUAAAUUCACCAUCAUCCAUAGGACGUGAUUUAAAAUUUUCUUUUCAUCCUCAACAAUAUUUUUCGAUGCCACAUCAUCCACAUCAACUUUCGUAUCACAAAACAAUUAAUCAUAUUGACUGUACGAAUAAUGGCACUAAUUCGAUGUUCGAUGUGACAGGUGGAAUGAAUGGAUACGACGUAUCUAAAUCAUCACCAUCGUCAACUUAUAUAAACACAAAUAUUUACUAUAAUAAACCAUUAGCUAAUUGCAAUGGAACUGGUUAUGGUUAUGAUAAUCUACAACCAAUGAAUUUCUAUUAUAAUCCACCACCUCCUCCAACAAGUUUUUCUCCAGUAUACAAGGAACAUUCAAUGAAUUUUAUCGAUCCAAUUGAUUCUUAUAAUACCUCAAAUAUUACGACAACAACACAAAAUCAAAAACAUAUGCAUCUCUAA
Molecule: messenger RNA, 1197 nt
Organism: Didymodactylos carnosus
Lineage: Eukaryota; Metazoa; Rotifera; Eurotatoria; Philodinida; Philodinidae
Source: the annotation of a GenBank genome assembly